CUUACAAUGCGGAACAUUUUGAAGAAGAAUUGGUUGUGGAAUUUGAGGUUCUUGUAACUUGCUUGGAUGUCGGAUGACUGUUGAUGUUUGACCCUCCGUUGGGCUCUUUAAAUAGUCAAAAAAGACAUCUCUAAACAAAGUCAUUUGAUCAGCGCCACGCGACAAACGAGUUUCGCCCACAAAAGAGUUCCGAUCCGAUCCGAUGCGAUCUGUUGUUUCCUUCCGUUUCGUCGGGCUUUGAUCUGUUUUCCCGCCCAGAAGGUGAUCUUCGACAUAAACGUUCCUUUGUCAAGCCGUUUAGGCAUAAUCCCCUUUCAAUAUCACCUCGCAAUUGUCUGUCUGUCCGCGUGUGGAGUCGCUCGAAGGUAUUGAAAGGCAUUGUCAUUAUAUCGAUCGCCGGCUUCACGUGAGCCGUUCGAAGACGCCGAUGACCGUUGAGAACCAAGGCCGUGAAGACGAUGGGGAGUCUAGUGUUUGUGAAUACACCUUCGGAUUAAUCGACAGAUAAAUCUAUUCGCACAAUUAAACCAAAGAAUUAAGAUACAAAACACAAUUAAACUGGUUUGUGCGUGCAGCCAGAAGACACAUUUUUGCCCAUAUAUAAUCCUCGAUCUGUGGCUAAAUCAACAACAGUCAUCAGACCUCUACACAAGUGACAGCAGCUCUUCUGAUCUUGAGUCUUCAAUACCCCCAAAAUAUUCCAACAUGUUCCGCAUUUGUGCUCUGAUCUUCGCUCUGGUGGUUGUGGCCUCGGCCGCUCCUUCUCCCGGAUAUCUGGAGUACCCCUCGGCGCACUCCCACUACGGAGUGGCUGUGGCCCCGGUGGUCAAAGUGGUGCCCGUCGUGAAGCAGGUGCCUGUCGUGAGCCACGUCCCAGUCGUGAAGCAUGUCCCGGUCGUGAAGCACGUGUCCGUGGUGGAGCACGUGCCCGUGCUGAAGUCCUACUCCCCAGUGGUCUAUGCUCCAUCGUAUGCUCACUCCUACGGAGUGCCCUCUUACGGCCAUCAGAUCUACCACCGCCAAUGAGAGUACCCCUAAUAUCGAUUCGAACUGAAUAAACGAUCUACACUUAACAUGAAA
Drosophila pseudoobscura is the source of this 1080-nucleotide messenger RNA. RefSeq lists its product as uncharacterized. The transcript is spliced from 2 exons. The record is from RefSeq and is a predicted model, not a curated record. The coding region runs from base 706 to 1026 and encodes 106 amino acids. NCBI's taxonomy places the organism in Eukaryota, Metazoa, Arthropoda, Insecta, Diptera, Drosophilidae.